UCCGCGGGGGGCGGGCGGAGAGCGAGGAGGGGGAGGAGAGGCGCCGCCGCCGGCACUUUCGCUCCUCCCUCCCGCAGGGGGCGCUCGCGGACCCCCGGCGCCCGGGCCGCUCCGUCCGCCAUGCGGGCGGCCUUCGUGACGGUGGGCACCACCAGCUUCGACGACCUGGUCGCCGCCGUGACGGCCCCGGAGGCGCUGCGGGUUUUACAGGAUCUUGGCUACAGCCGACUUGUCCUGCAGAUUGGCAGGGGCACAGUAGCUCCAGAGUCAGUCUGCACACCUGCGUUUACCCAAGAAGUAUACAGGUACAAGAACUCGCUGUUGCAAGAUGUGCAAGAAGCAGAUCUCAUCAUAAGUCAUGCAGGUGCAGGUAGCUGCCUGGAGGUCCUGGAAGCAGGGAAGCCGUUACUGGUAGUUGUAAAUGACAAGCUGAUGGACAAUCAUCAAUUGGAGUUGGCAAGACAGCUACACCGGGAUGGACAUCUCUUUUACUGCACAUGCAGAACUCUCAUCGAGACUCUCCAGUCAAUGGACGUGUCGACACUGAAGCCCCUCCCUCCCGGACAACCAGAGAAAUUUGCUGCGUUCUUGGACAAAGUAGUUGGGAUUUAAACAAGUGAACUGUAGAAGGAAGCUUCCGCAUUUGGAACUGGCUUUACUUGUAAAGACGGUUUAAAA
Messenger RNA from Sphaerodactylus townsendi, 678 nucleotides. RefSeq names its product UDP-N-acetylglucosamine transferase subunit ALG13 homolog. Lineage: Eukaryota; Metazoa; Chordata; Lepidosauria; Squamata; Sphaerodactylidae. Gene Ontology annotation, molecular function: hexosyltransferase activity. Bases 121 to 612 code for a protein of 163 amino acids. The transcript has 4 exons. Gene Ontology annotation, biological process: dolichol-linked oligosaccharide biosynthetic process. The record is from RefSeq and is a predicted model, not a curated record.